ACCUGCCGAUCAAUGUGAUGAUACCUGUGUCUCUUUCUACACGAACAAGAGAGACAGAGAGAGAGAGAGAGAGAGAGAGAGAGAUACAGAUGCAUGUACUCACAUAUAACACAUCUCACUCACGUAUGUGUAUGAUCGACCUGAGUGCUCGAUCGUUAUAGUUUCAGGGUCGCGUUAUGCAAAUCCGGACGAGUGCAUGUCUCUUUAUUCUACGUCUCUAGAAUAUACAUUUAAAUUGUAAUAUAUAUUGCAUGAUCCCAGAAGGACACGAGAAACUAUUUGACAAUUCGCGAUUUUGACGUUUCACGUAGCAUCGGUUUUAAUAUUUUGAUGGGGUCUCACAAUUAGUCGAAGCUUUAAUCUUAUCAAUAUCGAAAUGCGAUCUAAUCGAUUACGUUGUGUCGAGUUUUUCUUCUGAUUUGUUUUUAUAUGGUUUUCUUUUUCUUGCACUGAUGGAAAUUUUUUUUAAAUGACGUUUUAACGAUACGUCACGUUGUAUAAUAAAUACGGGAUAUGAAACUUUUUACGAAGGAUGGCAGGAAGUAGCAACUUUAGUACAAGUACGCCAUGUGGCUAUAGAUGUAGGUCAAGAUCUUACAUUAGCCUGUGUAGAAGAAGAUGUUCUUCCACAUACAGAUUCUCCCGAAGUAAUGUGGAUAAGAGAAGGACGUGAAGAUGGACAGAUUAAGCGGUUAAAAGUUGAGUCUAAUGGCGUGCUAGAACUUGUAAAUGUUAGCGCAGAUGAUGCAGGAAAUUACUCUUGUACCUUGGACGACGAUGUGGAUGCUGUGAAAUCCAGAAUAAAUGUAGAAGUUAGAACACCUCCACCAGCUUUACGCAAUGUUUGGGUAAAGCCAUCUACAAUAUUGGCUAAUAUUCUUUGGGAAGUCGGUGGUACAGGUGGAUAUCCUAUCAUAGACUUUACUGCCGAAUAUCGUCUAAAACCAAACGAGGGUGAGAAACCAGAACAAUGGAAGCCCAUCAUACCAACGCACAUUCCUCCCAAUUCUAGACAAAUUGACGUGUAUCAUUUGGUGCCAAACACGACUUACUCCUUUCGAGUAUGGGCUACCAAUCAAUUGGGUAGGGGAGAUAUAGUGGAAGUUGAAAAUCAUACGCAUCAUAGUGUGGAAGAAUUGGAACUUGCAAGACAUUUGUUAGCGGGUGUAGAAGAUUUUGACACCCGUGUUUGGGUUGCAGCAGUAGGCAUUGUUAUGGGAACACUUUUGAUUCUUGGUAUAGGUACAUGUUACCUCCUCUAUCGUGAGUGCAAGGCACCCUCGCAGCUGGAGGAGCAGGAGGUGAUUGAACUUGUCCCAAAUAUUAUUUUGAAUCCUGGAUUUUUUGACGAAAGGACAGAACAUAUUCCUCAAGAUGAAAAUUUUAACAAUCAAACGACAACACGCCUAAAUAAUAACAACGUAGUGCAGCCCAGGCGACUCUAGCAAUCAUUAAUUUAGAUUUCUGCAUUGAGGAUUUUUUUAACGAAUGGUAAGAGCAUGAUAUGAUUUAAAUAUCAUAAGUGUAUAGGUUGUAUUUGAAAUACCCUGACGCGAUUAUAAAAGUGCAACAAAUGCAGGGCCACUAAAGAAAGAAGAAUAAUAAUUAUGAAAAAAAAAUUGGAAUCAUAUUUGUAUCCACAUAGAUGUCUAAGUAUGUAUCAAUGCUUGGUGCAUCCUGAUAAACUAAAUUUUUUAGACACAAUACAAUGUAAAGUGUUCAAAGCAAAAGUAAGACUCUGCUAGACUUUGUGAAAUGGCAAAGUAGAUUUUUGAAAAAGUUUUGUCAUUAAACUCGCUAAUUUCUUGUUGCUCGUUAACGGAGCUAAAGUGAGAAACUCCUCUGAGCCAAAAAUUAUUUAGUAAGACUGUAAUUCUAAGGAUAAUUCUAUAUAACAUAAUAAUUGGAAAAACUAAAGUUAUAUAAACAAGAUCUGAUUUAUUAUGCAUAAAGUUGUUUUUUGCAUAAAUUAGGAAUACCAAUUAUACUUUUAAUAUAAUUAUCUUUGAGCACUCAUGAAAGAAAUAUGUAUAAUAACAUCCUUUCAAACUGUGCACUUUUCAUCAUUCAGAAAUAUUAGUUAACUUUGGAUAUGUUCACUACCGAUUUUAAAUAUUUUUUAUUAUGUCCAAAAGUGAUUGUAACAAUUUAUUUGUUUUACAUUUUUAUAAGAUGUAAUAUUUUUCGUUGUUGUUAUAUGUGAAAUUGAUUCUAAAAAAUACUUUAAUAAGCGAUAGUUUUUAAACAACAUAAUGUGCAUUACAUAUUUUUUUCGUGACAUGCAAAGAGAGUGCUAUUUAUUGUAAUUGUAAUAGGAAACGUUAGUAACGUUAUUAUACAAGUUUUGAUGCUUCAGUAUUUUUAAUAGUUAUUUAAAUAAUUAUGUUCCAUUAUAGUUUACAAUGUUUAAUAUGCUUUGAUAUAAUCUUGAUAACCAUAGCAGUAUCAAUUAACAACAUGUAAGUGCAAUUCAGAUCUUAAUGAUCUUAAAUAACUUUGCUUUAUAUCACUGUCAUUCUUGGCUGCUUAUAUAAAAAAAGCAUCCAUGUUUUAUUAAAAUAAUUAUGACCAAGUGUUCAAAGUAUAAUGAAGCUUAUAUCAUCAUCCAAUUAAGUUCGAAAAUCAAAUGACAUAAACAUAAAAAAAAAAUCUAUGAAGAAAAAAAAAGAACUCAAUUUUGAUAAGUAUAAGUCACAAGAUAAACUACUUUUGAAGAAACGCAAAGAUCGCAGUAUCUGUUAUACAGGAAAUCGUAAUUGUCUCUUUAUGUAUCAAAUGCUAACAGAUUUUUACCGAUUAUAACAUUGAUACUUUAAGCAGAUUUAGGAUUAAAAUAGAAUACUUCAAAUAUUUUGGAUAACACCUUUAAUGAAAGAUAAGUGAAGUUCGACAAAUAUCUGAUCCAGUAUAAGGAACAUAUAGGUCUACUGAAGUUAUUUGAAUCUUCUCUUUCUCUUUCUGUAAAAUUUUGUUAUUUUUUCAUUAUAGGAUAGGUAAAUUUUUAUACAAUCAAGUCAUAGAUCUGACUUUUCACACAAAAAGUUUUUAUAUUCGAUAAUAAUAUAAAAAUAUCAUUUGCAAUAUUCUUGACUAGUUGAUAUUAGAUCGCACUUGGUCAAUUAAUGUUAAAACAUUCCAUACAUUUAAUGUCUCUAUUAUUUUAUGACAUUCUUGAAAUUUGUUAUUUUACUCGAGUAUAAAAUACUUUAGAAUUCUUGAAAAGUAUAAUCUGUUGAUAAUUUUGAGUAUUAUAUCAAUUUAUUUUGUUUAAAUAUACACUGCAGGUGUGUCAAGAUUGAUUCUACUAAGAAUUUGAUAUUCUUUAUGUUAAUUUUGCUAUGAUAUUAUAAUAGAGCAGAAAGAAAUUUUUAUUUUUACUUGAGCUUAUUGUAUAAACUUUAAACUUGCUCUUAUCACCAAGUAAGGCAAUUUGGUGCAUAAAGGUUGUAUAAAACUUGGUUGUGCGUUGUUACAUUGAGGCUUUACGAUCUGUUUCUCCCUUUAAUGUAAUCUGAAAUGUAUCAAAUAUAUCACAAUAGGGAUAAACAGAUCUAAUAUGGCUUCGUACUAUGCACUCUGUGUUGUGAAUGGUAUAUAUAUAUAUAUAUACACAUAAAUAUAUAUAUACACAUAUAUACACACUAAUAAACAAAUAUAAGAAUAUGAUAAUACCAGAAUAAUAACAUAAAUAUAUAUUUAUAUAGCCAAGGCAUGAUAAUAUUUUAGCUAUAAGCAAAGACAAUUUUUUAUAUGUAAAUUAUAAUUAUGCUAAAAUGCAAUGAUAAUAUUUAUCUACUUAUUCACGUAGACACAAUUUUAUGGUGCAAUUUUGAGCUUCAACAGCAGUUCAGCGUAUUUGCUGGUUGGCAUAACUCGUGUAGUACAUAAUGUUCCUUCUUGAUUUUUUUCAAGGUUUAUAUUACUCCCUGCUUAAAUGAAACAGGGAUAUAUUAUUUUGAAUGUUCUGAAAUAAUGGACAUGCUUCACAUGUCUAUUGUUUACCAUGCAAGAAAAUCUCUUGCCAAACAAAAUCAUUUUUUUCUGGAUAGUAUAAAUUAACAAUGAGAUUUAGAUAUAUUACAUUCAAUACUUUAUAUUCGAUUCAAUGAUGAGAAAGACAUUUAUUGUAUAUCAUGAUUUUAUUAAUGGAAUUGGGAGGAUAUUUGUUAAAUGUAUAGUUAAAGGAAUAUUAUCUUUUAAUUGUUUUAGUUGCCUAAGAAUCAUUAACUUGGUUUAGUUUUACUUUCGACGAUUAUUUACGAACCAAUGUUCUUGUUCAUAUAAAAAGUAUAGUUCUGUGGUAUGACACUUCAGGUUUUAAAUACUUAUAUAAUAAGUUAAUCAUAAAAUUAGUCAUUUUCAUUAAAGUAUAUCAUAUUAGAGACAGUAUACAUUAAAUGUCUAAUAAUAUUUACCAAAGCUAUCUGAGAAAAACAGUCAAGGAUUGUUCGAUUAAUCAGUAACACUACUAAUAUACCAAAGCCUGAAAAAAAAGAUACAAAUAUCAUUCGCAAUGUUAAAUAAUAAGGAUAUUCUUGUAAUUAUUAAUUCGUUAACAGGAUUGUAUUAACACAAUUUGGAAUUGCCCAAAAUGAUUCAUUAAGUUGUUAGAUUUCAUGCAUAAUCAUUGGAAAUGAUUAAUCAUUUAUCUUAGCCAAUAUUCUCUUGACUUAUUUGACAGUAUUGUAUUUCUUUGUAUAGCUUGGGAAGUAAUUAAAAGUAGAAUAUGAAAAUAGUAUGAAAUUUUGGCACUUUCCGAAUUAGUUAUAUGGUAUUUUUAUAUUCGUGAGACUAUAAUACAAUCCUGUGAAAAAGUAAGAUAAGGCACAGUACCAUAUGAUAGAAUAAUGGUGGUUAAUGGCACCAUAAAUCGUCCCUAACAUACAUAUUGCCUAUGACAUACCAGGAGAAAGCUACUGUGAUUUUUACAAAAUAUCUUUAACUCUUUACAUCCUUGUGACAUUAUAUCUUUAUGUAAAGGCCUAUUGUCAAAACGUGCUAUUAACAAAGUAUGAUGCCUUUCAUGCAUGAUAGAGUACUAUUUUGUCGAGUACUAAAAAAAAAGAAAAAAGAAAAAAAAAUACACUGUCAAUAUCACGUUUUUUACAUUAAUGAUGAGUCGAGAAUAUUUUUCCAAAUUUAAUAACACGAAAAAACAUCACUAAUGGCUCAUAAUUUUGUAAAAAUCACAAAUGCUUUUCAAACUUAUCACGUAUUGAUAUAUCAACAUUAGUUUUACAUGCUUCAUUAAGUGGUGAUGAAAUAGAUAAAUAUCAUUAAUAACAUAAUAGGCCAAAGCACGAAAAAUAAUAUUAAAUGAAAUGAUUUAUUAUUUUACUAAUGUGAUAACUAUUUCCAUUAGAUGCUCGUUUACGUCAAAUGAUUGUUAAUUUUUUAAACUUAAUUCUUCUUUAUGCGUUUAUAACAAACCAAUAUAUCGAGAAAUCGGUAUUUAACAUAGAAAAUUUGUUGUAAUAUAAUAUGGUACAUUACUGAUAUUAUCAACUGUUAUAGUUAUACUUUGUGUACCUAUUUGUUUUCUAAUAUUUUUUUAAUUUUACUAUAUUAAUUAGUAAAAAUAUGAAAUGUUCCAUUUAGAAUAUCGAGUCAUAGUAAUACUGCUUUUUAGGUAGAUGAUCUACAACAAUUCAUUCAGUGUAUAAUGAUUAAUUAAAAUAUUAGGAAAUCAUUGGUCUCUUUUAUAAUAUUAUCUUAUUACAAUCAAUUUGAUCUUAACAAUUGAGAAUGAGAAGCACGGAAAAAAAAAUAAUUACAUUUAGUUAGUCUUUUAAAUAAUACUUAAAUGACUUUUUAAUAAUACUUGACCAAUGAUUAUCUAAUAUAUUUAUUUAGUUUAACAUUAAAAUAAUGUAUAUUGCACAUUCCAUCAAGUACAAAAAUGUCUUCUAUAUUAGUUUUAUUGAUCAAUAUAUGGAAGUCGAAUAUUUCUAUCAUAAUUUGAAUAUUGUUUAAGUAUUUAUACAAAGAAAAUGGAGAAAGUAAAGGUUGUGCUUGAGUGUCUAAUUCUAUCAUUAAUUAGGACGUAGUACUUUCACUGCAGUAAGUCAGAGAACAAACAUUAGGCACAUAUCAGAGAAACACAAGACCAUCUCACUCACCACUUACAUUUAGAUUUUUACUGAUUGCAAUUAUUAGUAAUACUGUGUAUUAUAUAAUAAUAAUAAUAAAAACAAAAAAAAACUAGAUUAAUUUAUCUUGAAAUAAAAACACAGAAAUACAAAUCCUGAAGUAUAAGCUAAAGAAAAAGUGACAAAUAAUAUCAAUGUGCAUUUAGAAAAAGCUGGGCCUUGCAAACAUACUUAUUCUUUACGCGUAGCAAGUUUUCAAGUUUUAUACAUAUUAAAUGUAAUACUGUUUUGGUAAUAACAAAUUAGAAGUACUCUAGCUGCGCAACAUAUUAUACGAUUGCAAUCGGAAUAAGAGCACACAAGAAUACAGGAUAAACGCUCAUAUCCUGUUUCCUUUAAAAUAUGAUUUUGGAAUUACAAGUUUAUCUCAUGUUUCCUGUAUUAAUAUAUUAAACUAUACGAAUAAUGUAUUUUACUUGGAAUUACAUCUACUACUUGUAGUUUCCAUUUUACAUUUUGUGAUGAUGGCUGUCAUUAUAAUCAGUAUAAAGUCACGCUACUUUAUUUAUAAAAAUCAUUACAAAUAUACAAUAAAUAAUCAUUCAUAAAUA
Molecule: messenger RNA, 6700 nt
Organism: Vespula vulgaris
Lineage: Eukaryota; Metazoa; Arthropoda; Insecta; Hymenoptera; Vespidae
Product: contactin-2
Exons: 6
Coding region: 651-1445 (264 amino acids)
Biological process (GO): cell-cell adhesion
Molecular function (GO): protein binding
Source: RefSeq, a predicted model, not a curated record